Messenger RNA from Diorhabda carinulata, 2592 nucleotides. Its product is annotated as transmembrane protein 268. NCBI's taxonomy places the organism in Eukaryota, Metazoa, Arthropoda, Insecta, Coleoptera, Chrysomelidae. The record is from RefSeq and is a predicted model, not a curated record. The transcript is spliced from 6 exons. Bases 1 to 1170 code for a protein of 389 amino acids.
AUGAGUGACCCAGAAACUUCGAAACCGUCCGAGACAGUAACCUCAUCAACACAGCCGUCUCCGCAAAACUCCACGAAUAACAAAAGUUGGGUAAAAUUCGAUGAAGAACAGGGAAACGAUAAUAAUCGAGAACCCGAUACUCCUGCUGUAAUAAAUACUGAAAGUGUACAAGUGAAUAUAGAAAGAAGUCUCAGUAGGUCUGCUGAAGGUAAUAACGUACCAGUAGCUGAUCCUAAACCAUUUAGAAAUGUAGAGUUAUCAGUUACUAACGUGGAACCAGUCCGACAAGGAUUUUCAAAUGGUGAUAUUAUAGUGACACUUUUACCCGUUAAUACCAAACUUCCGUGGAUAACACCAGCACAAUUCCGUCCAGAACUAGUGCCCGAAGAACUUAUGGCACAAGGUUUAACGCUGACAGUGGAAGAAUACGUCCAGGCUUUGGAAUUAUUGGUAAACGAUGUUAGGUUUUCUUUAUACAACGUUUGUUAUAAAAGAGUUCUCGUCCUUUGGAUAACAAUAGCUUUUAUCGUACUAUUAGGUCUGCUUUUUUCGGGUUUGCAAGGACUCGCGCUUUUCGGAUUAGGAAUAGGAUGGUUGAUUUUGAACGCUCUGGCUAUUUUUCUAUCGAUGUAUUUGAAGUAUAAGUUACAGAGGAAUCUCGAAAAAUGUUUGGCGAACGUGAAUAAACAGUUACUAAGACAUAAGAUUGUUUUGGCGUUAGAUGACAGGGGUAAAAUAAGUUGCCACAAAGUGACGAUUUGUUUUAUCUACUUGGACUCUGCACCUUGCAUAGCCAAUCUACAAAGUUCAAUAGACCAAAUCGAAAGAGACCACACGGGAGGAUGGGAACAAAGGAUGGACAUAAGCGCGCAGGAUAUCAUUAUUCAAGGUAGUAGGACAACGAGAUUGUCCAGAAAACAGGAAAGAGCAACUUUAUUAUAUUUACGUUAUAUAGCUAGAUGGGGCAGUCAUAGGGCUAGGGGUGUUCUAAACACUCCUCCGUCCACCGGGGGACGUCACUGCUCUUUAGUUAUGUGCCCAUGUCAAUACAUCCAAGAACAUCUAUUCUGUAAACCACCAGAUCACUAUCCAUGUCGUUUUUGUAUUUAUCCAGCUGAUAGAAGUGACCGGUCAGAUCCUUACCUCAUGCAAGGCCCCAUCUUUACUUAAUUCUAUUAUUUUUUAUAGACCAAAGUAUAGUUAUUCGUCCAUAUUUUAUUAAAAACGUAAAAUUUCUUUGUGACACCUCAUAUAAAACAUUUCACUUCUCAAAAUUUACGCACCAAUUUUUUGAGGUUAAGUUUAAUUUGGCCGCCUUUGGAUUCAAUAUGGAUACAAAAAUAAACGACGAAUUUCUCCUCUAGAAACACUACUUCAGAUUAUUUGAAAUCAAAAUGAAGUAUGACAAUAGGGUCCUUGCAUAUUUUUUUUUAAUUUUUUUUAAACGGUAUAUUAGUUCAUAAGAAAAAUAAAUAAAUUUAAAUACCUACAUGACGCGCCAAAACGCACUUGCUGUCACAUGAUUGAUUGUGACGUUGUGUGACGUAGAAAGUAAGUAAACGGAUAAUUGCAUGUGGACUAGUAAACCUACAAGGACCUUUCAUAAAAUGAAAAAGUGUAGGAAUUAUUAAAGUAGAUGUUUCCUUUUUUAUAAAUGUGGUUUUGUUUAACAUUAGCUUAUUUUAUGUGAAAAUAACUUUUUAAAAGAUGUUUUUUCGUUUUAAUUUGUUUUUAUAUGACAUAUUUUUAAAAAUUUCAUUCAUAAUUUAUAGCAAUAAAUAGAAAGUAAUUUCAUUUUGUGAGAAAUACCUAUAAAGCUGAAUUACCUACAAAUAUAUUCGUUAUUUUAUUUAAUACGUAUGAUAGAUACUAAAAAAUGUUUUCAUCAAUAUUAAUAUUAAAUAAAAAUUAGUUGUAUAUUGACAGCUGAAAUAAUUUUAUUCUAAUAGUUAUUUAUUUAAUGUUUUCCGUAACGUUUUAUGUUACAUAACCUUCAAAUCUAUCAUCUUUAUGACUACAUUUUCAUAAAUUAAUGAGUAAGAAGUAAAUAAUUGAUUAUUAGCAAAGAACGUAGCAACCAUGAAUGCAUCUACCUUAGAUUGUCCGAUCUUGCUUCGAUAAAUCCUACAUCGGCCAUCAUUUCAAUUAGAAUAGUCUUUGAAACUCUAACAAAAACACAAAUCGCACUAAACAAUCAAUUACCUUCACUUCCAACAACAGAAUAGCGUUUGAAGGGCUACACGCGGCGACCGCGUUUUAGUAUUUACUUACUUUCUACGUCACAUCCGCAGUAACAUGAUAUAUAAAUUUUUAAAUAUGUUAAAUUUCCAAAUUACUGCAAGGACUCUAUUCGACUUUAGCUUUGAAUUACAUUCGCCUGCGGAUUGCAUUAGGAAUCUACCCUCGGGCUGUUUUUAUUUUGAGAACAACAAAUGAUAAUAAUACAAGGUGUCACAAAGAAAUCCAAGCUACUUAAUAAUAUAGUUUGUUAUAUAAUUCUAAGAAUUUAUUAAUAUAAAUUAGAGUUACUUUUAUUCUACAUGUUAUAAAGAUAUUUUUAAAAUAAAGUUUUACUUUUGUGUACAUUUUAAA